UCUGUGUCAGACUGCUAAGCCUGGGACUGGGACCUCCCAUUUGUUAAUAAAAACACCCAAACUAACAAAACGUUUUCGUACAAAUACAAAAGCAGACCUCUCUUCUUUACUCUCUCUCUCUCUCUCUCUCUCUCUCUCCAUUGCAAAAGCAGAAAGCUUGACUCUCUCUGCUUCCUUUGAAACGCCAUUUUCAAUGCUGCAACAUUCACAAACCUAAAACGAAGUGCAAAAGCUGUCUUUAUCUCGUUCCCUCCUCUCGUUCCGUCUUUCUCUUGCACCCACUAUAAAAACCCUCCUUCCAAAACCCUACAUAAGUCCCUCACUCCUAUUUCUCCCUUAGCUCUCUUCUCUCUCUCUCUCUCUCUCUCUCUCUCUCUCCACCAUGGAAGCUCUUUACUUCCUCAAGUUCUGGAGACCCAACCUCCACAACCAAGCCCACCGACCCUCUAUUGGAAACAGUGACACCACCGAAAUUAUAUCAACUGUGGUCGACGCAGAUUAUGAGUUCAAUGAAGAGGAAGACUCAUUCUUUGAAUUGGAGCUUACUGUGCCUGAUUUUGACAACAGUAAAUGCAAAAACAAAAGCAGCAUUCCACUAGACAACCAUAUUGACGCAUUUGACUCUAAGGAAGAAACUCUACACAGCUGGGCCAACAAAGCCGGCAAUAUUGAUCGCAAAUUUGCACCACCAAAUGUUUCUCUCGCUGCUACUGAUCUGUCUAAAAGAAAGAUCCUCCCCAUUGAACCCAUCUCAAAACCUGAGUCCCCCAUCUCCCUCCUCAAAUCAGCGCCACGAUUUCGAGUCCUUAUGUUCAAGAAAUCAAAGUCAAUGGCAGAGCACCAAACAGGAAAAACAGGGGAAUCAGAGAUGAAGAGCGUUUUUGUUGAUACCGCAAAGAACAAAAAGCAAGAAAGCAAGCUCUUAACGGUUAAAUUCAAGCUCAAAGAAGCUGCAAAUGUUCCUAUAUUCACAAGGGAUAACAGUUUGAGAAAGCAGAUCUCAGAUGAUUCGUCAAAGAGAUUCCCUAAGGAGGUAAUACGAAAGUACUUGAAGCUAAUCAAGCCCCUGUACAUCAAAGUUUCCAAAAGGCAAAGCGAGAAGCCGAAAUUCACGGGGGAAUUGUCAAUGCCAUCACCAUCAUCUUCUCCGGCAACGCAGCCUUCUUGUUCUCCAAAGAAGGAGAAACAGGGGAGUAUUCCAGCAGGGAUUCGAGUGGUCCGUAAGCAUCUCGGAAAGAGCAAAUCCGCAUCGGCGGCCACCAUUGUUAUGCCGUCAACGGUUAAUAGGAGAGAUGAUUCCCUGCUUCUGCAGCAUGACGGUAUCCAAAGCGCCAUUCUGCAUUGCAAGAAAUCUUUCAGCUCUUCUAGUUCCGUUGAUUCUUCUCUCUUCUCGCGAUUUGCAAAUGAUCCUUUGCAUGAGAAAUCUAUGGCUUCACCGAGAAAUUCCCAUGAAGACAAAGGAAAUAAUUAGCAUUUUCAAGCUCUUUUCCUCUGUACCAGGAGGAAGAAAAAAGCGGGAAAUAUGCUGUUUUGUGAAAUCGAAAGCAAUACAAAGAAAAGAAAUUGAACAGGAUCUUUGUUUUUUUUCUUUUUGCUGUAAAGAAAAGAGAAAAUGGUUUUAUAAAAAAUAACAGAAAGAAUCAAAGGAGCUAGGCAGGUAGGUUAGUUUUUGAUCCUUAGUUUAGCAAUGGACAUGAUGGUGUGCAAGGACAAAAGGGUACCAUUGCUGAUGUCUGUAAAGUUGAUGGGUCAUUAUGAGAAACUUGAAACCAAGUCUGAUAUUUGAUUUUUGUUUCCCAUUGUGUAUCAAUACCAUUGGCUGGUGUGGUCUUGUAUUCUGGAGUUGAUCAUGUUUCCUUGAAAAUAUGGGUUGGUUGUUGAUGUGAUCAUUUCUUCAUUUGAAAGCUGAAAUGAAAAUUACUUCACUGUUAAUUUGCACCUUGUACUGAAUUAAAUGUGUUCUCAUCCAUUACAUUCAAGGACAAGCUCAAGACUGCAGAUUCAAAUUCUGAUGGCUUGUCCUGUGAUGCAAAUGAUCAUAACUUGGAAAUUUUUUUCUAUUA
Messenger RNA from Manihot esculenta (cassava), 2063 nucleotides. Its product is annotated as membrane-associated kinase regulator 5. Gene Ontology annotation, cellular component: plasma membrane. The coding region runs from base 383 to 1471 and encodes 362 amino acids. The transcript is spliced from 2 exons. NCBI's taxonomy places the organism in Eukaryota, Viridiplantae, Streptophyta, Magnoliopsida, Malpighiales, Euphorbiaceae. The record is from RefSeq and is a predicted model, not a curated record.